AAGGAGAUUUGGUGUGGGCUCCAUAUAAAAAAAUGGGCUUUUAUGAAGCUCAUAUAGUUUUUCUCAAUAAUAAUAGAAAUAUAUUGGAAAAAAAGAAACGAGAUAUCCAAAUGAGUGAAGAUAUUGAAAGUCUGAAUGAUAUGAAUACUGCAAUUUCUACAUCUAAUCUCUGUGGUAAUGAAGAUAAUUCUAGAUGUUAUCCUACAUAUGAGGCAGAUGAUACAAAAAUAAAUCAAAAUAUUGCAGUUUCUGAAUGUGAUCUUAGUGUGGACAGAGAUAAUUCAUUACAUGAUCCAACUUACAUACCAGAAGAUACUGAGACUGUUAAUGUCACAAAAACAAAUAAGCAUAAGUCAUUUUCACAUUAG
Molecule: messenger RNA, 368 nt
Organism: Diorhabda sublineata
Lineage: Eukaryota; Metazoa; Arthropoda; Insecta; Coleoptera; Chrysomelidae
Exons: 3
Coding region: 33-368 (111 amino acids)
Source: RefSeq, a predicted model, not a curated record